This is a messenger RNA of Chenopodium quinoa (quinoa), 1506 nucleotides long. Its product is annotated as protein FAR-RED IMPAIRED RESPONSE 1-like. NCBI's taxonomy places the organism in Eukaryota, Viridiplantae, Streptophyta, Magnoliopsida, Caryophyllales, Amaranthaceae. The record is from RefSeq and is a predicted model, not a curated record. Gene Ontology annotation, biological process: regulation of DNA-templated transcription. The transcript has 3 exons. Bases 1 to 1506 code for a protein of 501 amino acids.
AUGAGGAAAUCUCUGUUUCUCACCGUGAGAAACAAAAAUGUUUCUCACAGUGGCAUUUCUGGUGAAUUGUUUUUUAUGGAGAAGACUGGUAUUAUGACCGAUAUUAUGGAAAUCGAAACUGAAGGCGUUAUUAGGGGCAGUGAGGUUGGUGUUGGUGACUGUGGUAGUGUCGUGAAGUUUAGGAGUAAUGUUGAUAUGGAGGAGGAGGAGGGCAAUGAUAUGGAGGGUAUAGAAGACAUAGUUGUUGCAGAUAGUUGUGCUGAGGGUGUUGGUGCAGCUGACAUGAAUUCGAAUGUUAGGUAUUUAUCCCCCGUGAAAACAAUUCAUACGACUCACACUGUGGUUGGUAGCAACGAAAUGCGUGUAACUGUUGAGGAGCCUAAGGAAGGGAUGGUUUUCCGGUCUUGGCAAGAGGUUGAAGCCUACUAUAAGGAGUAUGCUGAGCAGAUGGGGUUUGGAGUGUCAAGGGUUCAAGGCGUAAAUUCUAAGACGGUGGACAAACAAAGAAUUGCAAGCACGUGGAGGUGUGAGUGUUGGGGUAAACCCGACAUGAGGGCUAGGAGGGCAGCGAAGAAGAGGGCAAAGGCAAUAGGUGUUGGAGGUUUAGGUGGUUUAGUUGAUGGGGUGGUAUGUGAGGAUGAGUUAAGUCGUAGGAAGAGGACUUCGAAAAAGUGUGAAUGUGAGGCCCGUGUUUAUGCUAGAGUGAAUGAAGAUGGCAUGUGGGUGUUGAAGACAGUGCACUUAAAGCAUAAUCACAAGGUUGAUCCGGCAAAUUCUAAGCUUGUGAAGGAGUACCGCAUGAAGAAAAUGACCUCAACAGUGAAGAAGAAGCUGAUGGAUUUCUAUGAGCAAGGUUUACCAAUUUCUCAAAUACACGGUUACAUGGCGACCGAACGAAAUGGUAACAUGGCUCUCACCGUCAAAGAUUUACAACAUGAGGUGUACAAGGCUAGGCGGUUGAAGAUGGUUGGAGGGGAAUCGGUGGCAAUGAUGGAGUACUUUGAAAAAAUGCAAUCCGGCAACCAAAAUUUUUUCCAUGCUCAACGUUUGGAUGAAGAAGGGAGGCUUAAGGAUGUGUUGUGGGUGGAUGCAAGAAGUAGGGUAGCUUAUGAGGACUUUGGUGAUGUGGUUUUCUUCGACGCGACAUACCUAACAAAUGAGUACGAGCUCCAAUUUGCGAACUUUGUCGGUGUGAACCACCAUGGGCAGUCGUUGUUGUUGGGAUGUGCUCUUGUUUCACAUGAAGACUGCGAUACGUUUGCGUGGAUAUUCCGACAGUGGCUAGCUUGCAUGAACAACCGAGCUCCUAAAGCCAUUUUGACCGACCAAGCGGCAGCUAUGCGAAGGCCCCUAGCUGAAGUCAUGCCGAACACGGUUCAUCGUUGGUGCAUAUGGCAUAUCAUGAGCAAGAUCCCUGAGAAACUUGGCAAGUGUGCACGUUACCAAGAUUUCAUCAACCCCCUCAAAGAGCUGGUGUAUGAGAGCUUUGACCCCGAGGAGUUCUAA